GCCGGCGCCGUCCCACGGGGCGGGGCCCGUCAGCCGCUCAGUCACUCGGGCGGGCGGUAGCGGCACGCGAAGUCCACUGUUGGCAGCCGGCGAUCGGGGAGGGCGCCGCCGCCUGCCGCGCCGAGCAGCAUGGAGGCGGCGGAUGAGGAGAAGGCGGGUAACGGCCGCAAUGGCUACGCGGAGGGCCCGGCGGAGGCGGCGGCGGAGCGGGGCGGCGGCGGGGGUCGGCUGCGGGGCUGCCGGGGCUUCUUGCGGCGCAACGCGCUGGUGCUGCUGACGGUGUCGGGGGUGGUGGCCGGCGUGGCGCUGGGGGCCGCCGUGCGCGGCGCGGCGCUGGGCCCGGCGCAGGUGGUCUACCUGGCCUUCCCGGGGGAGCUGCUGCUGCGGAUGCUGCGGAUGGUGAUCCUGCCGCUGGUGGUCUGCAGCCUGGUGUCGGGAGCCGCCAGCCUGGACACCCGCUCGCUCGGCCGCCUGGGAGGCAUCGCCCUCGCCUAUUUCCUGGGCACCACGCUGCUGGCCUCCGGCCUCGCCGUCGCCCUCGGCUUCAUCGUCCGUCCCGGCGCCGGCGCCUCCGCCCUCAACGCCCCCGGGCUGGGACUGCCGGGCGCUGUGCCCACCAGCAAGGAGACGGUGGACUCCUUCCUCGACCUCGUCAGAAACCUGUUUCCUGCAAAUCUUGUUGCUGCAGCUUUCCGAACGUAUGCAACAGAAUAUAAGUUGCUGCCCAAAAACACUACCUCAGGAAAUGCCACAUGGGAAAAGAUCCCUGUUGGUACUGAGAUUGAAGGGAUGAAUAUCCUGGGACUGGUGCUGUUUGCUCUGGUUUUAGGAGUGGCGCUGAAAAAACUUGGCCAGGAAGGGGAAGAUCUGAUUCGCUUCUUUAAUUCAUUCAAUGAGGCAACUAUGGUCUUGGUUUCCUGGAUUAUGUGGUAUGUCCCUAUUGGCAUUAUGUUCCUUGUUGGGAGCAAGAUUGUGGAAAUGGAAGAUAUUGUGCUUCUGGUGACCAGUCUGGGAAAAUACAUCUUUGCCUCUGUUCUGGGCCACUUCAUCCAUGGAGGAAUCAUUCUGCCGCUUAUUUAUUUUGCAUCCACACGUCAAAAUCCAUAUCGUUUUCUCUUAGGACUUAUCACACCACUUGCCACUGCUUUUGCUACUUGCUCCAGCUCAGCCACUCUCCCAUCGAUGAUCAAGUGUAUUGAGGAGAACAACAGAGUUGACAAGAGGAUCAGCAGGUUUAUCCUUCCUAUCGGGGCAACUGUAAACAUGGAUGGAGCUGCUAUUUUUCAGUGCAUGGCAGCUGUGUUUAUUGCUCAGCUGAACAAUGUCGACCUCAACCCUGGGCAAAUCUUCACAAUUCUUGUGACAGCUACCGCAUCCAGUGUGGGUGCAGCCGGGGUCCCAGCCGGGGGAGUCCUCACUAUUGCUAUCAUCUUGGAGGCCAUUGGACUUCCGACCAACGACCUCUCCUUGAUAUUAGCGGUGGACUGGAUUGUGGACCGAACCACCACAGUUGUGAAUGUGGAAGGCGAUGCCCUAGGAGCGGGCAUCCUUAAUUACCUGAAUCAAAAGGAAAAGAAAGACAAAGAGCAGGAGCUAAAGGAAGUUGGCGUAGAAGCAGUUGCUAACAGCAAGUCUGAAGGGGAAACAUCGCCUUUGGUAACCCACAAAAACCAAGUCUCCAACACAACCAGUACAGCAGACCCUGAAUCCAAGGAAUCAGUAUUGUGAACUAGAGGCCGUUCAUCAACACGCGUCCUAGAGGUUGACCAGGGACUUGUUAAUGCACCUAGACGUUUGCCAUGGUAACAAGGACUGGAUGGGUCUUCAAAGUUUUAGUUCCAGUCUGUUUUGAAAUAUGUUGGCCUGGGGAAGGGAGGGAGGUGGGGUGGGCAGAGAAGGGGUGUUGAGAAAGAACACUUGCUUUGUAAUAGUAUUUUGAUAAUUCAUAGGUAUACAUGUGUGUUGCACAUGCACACACAUAUACAUGUAUGUGAAAACAAUGCCAUUCUGGUCUAACAAGACUUCUGUUAGUAAAGGCUCAUAUGGGUUGGAGAGGGGAAGUAGACAAACCCAGUAUGUCCUUAUUUUAGGGAAAAAUUAGUAAGCUUAUUGUGUUGCUGCUUGAAUGGAGAUACAGUCUAGAAACUCCAGAGUGGGUGGAAAUGUUGCUUAAAUUUAGUUUCUGGCCUGGAAACAUUUACUAACCAUUACAGACACGAUGUAAAGCAACAUUUUUUUCCCCACUCCCCUUCCUCUCCUGUUUGCCGAUCCGUUAAAAAAGUCAAAUAUAUCCUGAAAACUAGAUUUUUCUUUUUUGAAAAAUGUUUGGUUUGUAUCUGAAUUAGUAGCUUGUAGGAGUCCAACCCUUGUUCUAUUCUUUCACUGCAUUGCAGCUCAUAGCACCUUUCCUGCCUUUUGGUGAGUAACUCCCAAACUUCGGGACCAAACACAGGAGAUCUUCGUGCAGAUCAAGGACUGAUUUUCUCCUUUCCUCUAACCAAUCUGUUAAAGAAAAAAUACAGAGGAAACACAAAUUUUGUUAAAGUAAUCCCUCUGGGGCUGAAGAAAAUGUAGUCUGUUCCAGCAUAAAUAUGUCUGAAAGAGGCUUGCCUGUGACAACAUCAAGAAAUCAGGAAGUCAGUUCCCUUCAUGAAAACAUGCAUGCUCCUUUGCUAGCAUGCUGUGUCCUGCUUAUGUUUAUUUAAUGGGUCAGUCCAAACAAGUUAAGUCAUAUCCCCUUACAGCAAAAUUGAACAGGGGAUGAAAAAGUCUGAACACACAUCAUGUGGGAACUGACGACAGGCAACUCUGUUGGCUUGAAAGGGGAAGAGAAGAGGUGAGUUUAUAACCCUGUGUAGUUCAGUGAUCGUGUGUGUUGGGACAGCUGCAUACCUGUUCCUGCUAGGGUUUUGGUCCUGCUAUAAAUGUCCUUCCGGCAGCAGCUUACAUUUAGUAAUUCUGGGUGGUGCUGGGCCAGGGUAGUGCUUAGUGGCAGAUGGUAAUCUUCUUGAGGCUGAGCCAGAUGCUUCUGGAUUCUGACUCCACCUUUUUUCCUUUACAACGUACUGCCUGAAUUUGUACCCCAAACAUGAACAAAGUCCGGCAAACCCACUGCAAAGAUCCUCUUGACUUAUCUUGGGUUUUUGGACAGCAAAUAGUUAGAAAAUUAUGGCUGUGCAUAUGCCAAGAUCUGUCUGGACCUGUGAUGCUUUUCCUUGGCUCCUUUAGUGAGAUGAUUGCAUAUGGUCAAUCUCCACACUGUUAAUUCAGCAAUAUCACUAAGCUCUGAUAUAAAGUAAUGCUACGUCUCCCUUUUUCUUUUCCCUCUCUUGCUUCAGAGGAAGCUAUCUUGGAAAGAUAGCCUGUUGCUGAUGUUUAUGUUUACGGCACUAGGAAGAGGUAGUUCCAAUUUCAUAUCAGCAGCAGUCUUCAUUUGCAGAGCAUCCUUCCUGGUAAAGGGACACAAUGAAUUUUGAAAAAAAAAAAAAAAAAAAAAGCUUAGGAUGAGAUGUGGCUACCUCUGAGGGAAAACAGAGUGAGUGCGUCAUUACUGGCUGUUUAAUCGUGUGCAGCAGGGCUAUGCAAACAAUCGAAGUAGGAAAGGAUUAGUCAGCCCAUGGAGAAACUGCAGGUGGAGUUUCUUUUUAACCACUUUGUUUAUAACUGUUUCCACAAAAUUUGGUCAUUCCUUGGCUCGCCUUCAAAAUGGAAGGAGACAAGCACAAUUCUCUAGGGACACCCUUUGCCCAGUAUUUAUUAUUUCAUUUUUAGCAGAUCAAGACCCACUGAAACUUUGCAUUUCCUCCCAUUAGAAUCAUCCCAACUCCUUUCAACUCAGGAAACCAAAAGCGCACUUUGUAGCUGACAAUGAAAGUCAACAAAUAAGGGUUGUUUUGAAAAAUGUUGGAGGUUUGAAAAAAUAGUUCUCAACAAAACCUUUUAUCUUUUUUUUAAACAAGUCUAAGUAUUUCUUUGAAAAAUCUGAAUGUACCAGAACCCCAAAUACUUUGAUUUUAAAGCAAUAUAUGGAUGUCUCAAGGAAGCUGAAAAUCAUGACUGUGGGUUCUGUAGUUGCAUUUUAGCCGCCAUCAGACAUUUAGCCCCUCUGCUGUCCUUCACCAUGACGCAUGCAGCUGGGAUUAGGACAUAAGAGCAGGCAGCAUUCAAAUGACAAUACCCAUGAAGCAUCACAGCACUGUUUCAGACUAGAACAUUUCUCUGUUGUUUUUUUUUCCACCACAAAGCUGUUGUUGCCCACAGGUAAAAGUACUCACCUGGGCAAGUCCAAAGGCUGGGGCUUCCUAGCAGGCAGCACCUUGGUAUUGCUGUAUUGAUCUUUCUUCCCUGUGGUGCUGCAGCUUGAAUGCACCUUGUCCUUGUAGCAGCGUACCAUAGGCUGUGGCACAUUCUUCCUGACAGUAGAUCCCAGGAAAUGGUAAAUUAAAGGCAAUACCUCAGAGUUGUCUUAGUAUUUUCCAAUAGCAAUGCAGAAACUCAAAUUCUCUGCUGAAGAAUGCCUCUCCCAGUCCCCACUAGUGGAUUGCCAUGUUUUGCAUCCAUGUGAAUGUCUAGUCCCAUGUAUAAGCUUGUUAGAGCAGUUAGAUUUAAGGAGGUCAAAUCAUUCUCGUAGUAGGAAUUUCACCAAGGAAAUCUAACACUUUAUCCUGGAAACAGGUGCAAUAGGAUGUAUAUGAACCAUGAAUAUUCAGGUCUUAACUCACCAGAAAUCUGUAAUCUUACAGAAGCCCUACUUCAGACUUACAAAGGUACUAGUUCUUUUGUUUUUCAUGCACAGCAAGAGGGAUCCCAGAGUUUUCCAUGGAAGCAGGAACAUUGGGUAACUACUGCUUGUCAGAACAUCUUCUUGGUCUUUCCUGUAUCAUCUGUGUCUGAAAUUACAUUUCUUGGUUUUCUGUGAUGUUCCCAUUCCUCAUGAGGCCAUGCCACAUCUUCUAGGGCUCUCCACCCGGCUUCAGAUUUUUUUUCUUAAGGUACAAAUGUAAAAGAUCCAAUAUUAUACUCUCCCGGACUGUAAAAAAAAUUUGGCACAUUCCAACAACUGCCCUUGUGACAAUGUGACAAUGUGAAUCCUGUUCGAAAGCCUGAUAAAUAGAAGACUUGCCAUUUGCUUCAGAUGGUCAAGAUCUUCAGUUACCACUGGGAGAAAAAUGAAAGGGCUGUUAAGGAUGUGCAUUUUAGAUGCUGUCCUUGACCUGUAGUGCAAUGUGUUACACUGGGAGCUUCCUAUUUCAGGUCCCUGUGCAUCCUCACUCCAAGAGGCUGUGAGGUGAGAAGGUGCUUAGCAGCAGUGGAGGUGCAGCCGGUAGUACCUGCUCUGUUCUCACCCAGGCACACCACGAAUCUGGUGCUGGUGUGGUGCUUCCAUGUCUCUUGGCCAGAGGUAUGUUUAUAUUCUCCCAACAUGACUAAAUUGGAAACCUUUAGUCAGUUGCUUUUUCUUUCAAGAGGAAAUAAAUUCCACCUAGAAAACACUAUUUUUCUUUUUGGUUUUAGUCUUUUUCGGGGGGGGGUGGGGGUGGUGUACAAAUUCUCUCCCUAGGAAUGCAGGCUACAAAUAGCUCAUGUCCUACCCUCUAGUACAGCGAUUGCUUUUUGGGAGAAAGAUAUGGGAAUAUGGAAGAGAAGAGUCUGCAAGCCUUUGGCAUAUACAAACCCAUUUUGUCUCUGAUGCCAUUUAUCCUCCACUUUUACCUUCUUGUUUUCUUUGAAGUUUCUUUGACUGUUUUAGACCAGCUUUUAUAUCUUCUUCUCCAGGAUUGGCUUCCCACUCUGUGCUUUAUCCAUCACUGCCUGAUCUCAUCCCAUUUUCUGGAAUGCCCUCUGCUGUUUUAAUGUAUUGGUGGCUUAGGUAUAAAUGGAAGAAUGGACAAAGUUUUGAGGGCUCCAGCUGGUCCUUGGGAAAGUAGUUUGCAAUCUGCCUUGCUCCUGUCCUUAACUCAUAAGAGGUUUCUGAGACUUAGUAAUUUAAAGAGUUGCUCAAGAGUGCAGAGCAGUAUCUGUCUCUCAUCCUGAGAAAGGUGCUUGUUCUGUGCUGUGAGAUGUGGCUAUGGAUGCCUGAAAAGCUGUAGUGAGCAAUGGAGGGCUUGCUCUUGGCUGCUUUAGCUUUAGCUAAUUGAGCUUUAGCUGAAUCUCAGCUGGUGUGUUGGUAAUUGCACUACAAGAUUCAGUAAUUGCAAAGGACUUUACACCCUUCUGGGGAUGGCUCUUGCAAUCAGGGUGGCUUUUGUGUUGAAAACAGACUAGGGCCAAACCCAGGGCUUCCCCUGCAGGGAUGUGACAAACAGGACUGUGUCCUUUGGACAUAACAGAAAUGUGGAGCCAGCCAAAGUGCCAAAUCAGUUGAUGAAACAACCUCUGCUUUGUCUUUUCUGAGCAGCCCUGUUACUGCCUGAGGAGGCAAUGCCCUGAGCUGGAGGUGGCAAGAGGUUGUGGGAGGACAGUAUGAGGGCAGGAAGGUUUUGUAUGUGCUUGCUCUGUUCCUAUACUCUUCCCUGGGCAUUUGCUGUGGCCAGUGCCAGAGAUGGACAUGACGCAGUGUCACCAUUCUUAGACUCAUUCUCCUGUGGUUCCUCCAUAAUUUACGGCAGCAGUAACAAAAACUGAGGCGUUUAGGCAGUUCCACUUUCAGUCAAGCCAAAGGCCUUGAUAUCUUUGUGACUGACCACCCUGCCAUAUGUUGUGGGUUAUGUCCCUGAGAGCUUGCAAAAGGUACAAAACCACCACCUUGUUCUGCAAAGAUUUGCAGUGUUGACCAGCAGUCCAGGCUGAAUCUUCACACUGGUCCUCUGCUAGCACAGCACAUUUCUGCAGCCACUGGAAAGCAUCUUCCUGUUGGAAAUAACGUUUUUUCCCUGACCCUCCCACAGGCAGUGAGCAAUGGGUUUCGGUAGGUAGAAAGUCAAAGGACCAAAACAAAAACUCCCACCAAGGAAAAAUGUCACACUUCCAUUGAUUUUUUUUUUUUUUUUAACUGGACCACGGCCUGCCUGUAAUGACUGAUCCUGUGACUGAUGAACAGUACAGAAUUAGGCAGGCCACAUAAAUCCUCUGCCUGUGGUUCCUUUUAUGUAAAAUUAAGUUUACAGAUACUUAUCUGUCUCUCACAAGCAAUAGUGUGGAGGAUAUUGAGUUGCAGUGUUGGGAAAGCACUCCUAAGACACAGUCCACUAAAUCUUAAAAAAUAAUGACCUUUUCAAAAAUCUGAAAGGAAUCAAAUAAAGUAAGCAUCAUGAAGUCAGAGUUGCAUUGAGCUAGAGUAUGAAUGGCUGAUGGAAAGGAGAUGCAACAUAUGGAUUUGCUGGACUAACUCAGGAAAAGGGGAGCUAGUGUCAGUGAGUUGCUUUUCAAAAAGCCAAUGUGAUUUAGUCAAGGGUGGGCACAGUGCCUUGUUGUAUCUGUCUCCUUCCAUCUCCACCUGGGAUGCCUUGAAAGCUUAGGUUCAGGUGAAAUAAGAGACAUCACCAUGAAUUCAACAACUAAACUAGGAGCCUUCACAGCUUUGUUUCUGUCUAGUUUCAAUGGAAGAAAGAGCUUUUCAAUUUAAAAAAUGUUGGCAGUGUGGGCGAAAAGGUGGUGAACAGGAAAAGCUGGAGGGUUGCAGCGGGAACAUCACAGAGGACAGGAUAAGCAAGUGCAUAAAGAAGCUAAAACACUGAAGGAAGCAUCUUUUCCUUGGCAUUUUGAUAGCAGAUAGCAUCAAAAAGACUGCAGUCAUUUGUUCAGUGUGUAGCAGACAUAAUGCAAAUCCCUGCCUGCUGACUGGCCAGGGCUUGCAGGGAGAGGCAGACGCCGAGCGCUGAUGUUUCUGAAGCGCAUCAUCACUGAGCAACAAUGAAGCAUGCAGUGCACCAGCAUGGGGCUCUGAUAAGCUGCUGCUGGCUGCUAGCCAUGACCACAGAGAAAUAACCAUACAGUUCUGGAUCAGGGAUUGACCCACAUUCCUCCUUGCAGGAUAGCUAGGACAAAUGCUCCUCAGAUAAAUGCAUGGUAGCCAUUAUUCUCUGAGGACAAAGAAAACCUUGUUAUCUAUGUGAGCAUAUUGGUGAAAGCCAUGUUCACUUGCUGCUCCAGUUUCAGGGAGGAGCAAAAAGGGUAUGGCAAACAAUCUGAAACUUUUUCCAGACAUUGGGCAACACGUUGAGACAGUUGCCACUGAAUAUUUUAAGUCUGAUGGGAAGCAAUCAAGAGCCUUAUUUGGCUCCCAUAGCUCUCUGUCCUCACAUCUGAGCACCAGCUAGGGAAGUUAAUGUUAACGUGGUAUUCAUUCUCCGCACAGGGUCUUUAGAGACAUUUGUGACCAGCAGGCACCAUUCACAGCUGCAGAAGUGAAUGCACUCAGAAAAAGGUGAAAGAAUGCUUUCUUGAGUCGCAUGAAGAAUCAUCAAGCAGGCUAAGAGCAGACCUCAAAUCCUGAAGCCAAGUUCAUUGUUAGCUAACAACUAUCACCUACCUAAAAAAAAAAUAAAUCUGGGGGUUUAUACAUACAUUGGAGUAUUGAUACCAACAUGUUAGUGUAGGAUGAUCACUUCUCUUUUUGGAGGAAUGGAAGGGGAGAAAUGUAGAAGUAGGAGAGUUAUCUUCCCCCUAGGAUGGAUUUUUGAAUAGAAGAGGGAAAAGAAAAUCUCUUUUUCAUUGAAGAGGUCAUGGUAUGGUUACUUAUCAAAUUCUAUCUCAGUGUUAGCAGAUAUAUCAUCCUCAGCUGCCAUGAAAUUUCAUUUGGGUUUAACGGCUGAUCUCAGUGCCAAGCAGAGGUGAGGACUGUGGACAUUUCAGCAGACCAACUGCUGAAAUCUUGAAGUCCUGCUCAAGAAACAUUUACACUUGUCUUUCCUAAGGCAACGGAUGCUGUUUGCAUGGAAAGCAGGCCUACCAACAGGAACCAGUGCGAGGAAAUGAAUUUCAAACAAACCGUGUUGUAAUCCAAAGUUAAGAGUGUGGUUUCAAGCCACAGAGACCAAGAAAUUUGAUAUUAGAUGUUCCUUAGGGUAGCUUUCGCUUGUGCCUUCUGAUAGCAGUGCUGAGAAAGUAAUACACUUCUUUUGCAAGCAUGUAUUUGGUAACUGAAGCUACACUGCAUAUAGCAUGUCAGUGCAGCUUAAGCUGAUUGCAGUUACGUGUUGCAGAAGGAAAUUACCAAGGGAAAUCUUUUGUAAAGGAAACUGUUUACAUAUGCCUGAAUCCCCCUGGAUUACAUUCCAUUACAGAAAGAAUUGUGCUUAACCAUAAAAAGUACUCCAAAUAUUAACUGGUUUGGAUUGUAGCUUUUUUAAGAACCAGAAGGAAUGCCACAAAACAGAUGGACCAGGGCCUUUGCCAGUGUGGGUUAAUGUAAUUUCCUGAGCUUUCAGUGGCCUGUGGACUUCUGAUAGAGAUGAUACCUCCUUAGCAGCACAGGGAUUUGGUCUGGUCCUCUUCAGAUGAUCAUGUUCAGUAAAGCAGCAGUAAAGGAACAUUUUUAAAACUUGUUGGCUAUAAUUAGAGGCAUUUUACAUGUUCACAAUAUUCUUAUGACAUGGUGCCUCCCACAAGAAAAAUGUGUUUUCUAGACGGUUAGCUAGUUAGUUAGUAGUUAGGUACAAACACCUAGUGUUGAUGCAGAAGCAAACCUUCCUAAUUUUUACCAGUUUUCCUUCUCUGUAUUCCUCUUGCAGAGUCUGCUGUGGUCCCUGGAGUCUGCCCAGACCCCAGCAGGACCAGGUUCCUAUAGGACAUAGAUUAAACUUAAAUUUAAAUUAAAUUAAAUUAAAGAUAUUCCAGUCCCAUGUGAGGCCAUAGACUGUCUCACAUCCUGUUAUGAGGGGAAAAAGAUGUAGCUUCAACUUUGGAGGAGGGGCUGGGCUGAAGAAAACCCUACUUCAUUAAGGCAAUACUUUAAUGACAUUUUACACUUAAGUCAAAUAAUUGUGACCAAACAAGCCGAGCCCUGGCUGCUCCCCGCGCUGCCCCACAAUAGAUGCUCUGUUGACAUUACUUCCAUGAGGACCAGUGUGGAGGUAAUAUAUUUGCCACCCCUGAAUAUUGCAGUCUUUUAAGAAUAUAGUCUUAUUUAGACUUUCUCUGUCGUUGUCCUGGCCACACUUUUACAAGGUCAUCCACAAAGCACGUGCUGUAGAGGAUGGAGACUGUGUGUAGCAUUACAAAUAGCUGAGCAUACCUCUGCUAAUGGGAGAUGAGCGUCUUUUCCAAAUUCCUUCUUGUUUAUGGCAAACAGACUGACUCACUCACCACUUUGUGAGGGUGAUGAUUUUGAUCAGAGUUUGAUUAAUCCCUCUAGAUUCAGGGACAGCAGGACCGUCCCCAAGGAACUAGUAGUCUCUGCAGCUGAGGUACACAAUCUGCCUUAUUAUCCGUGAAGGUGCCUUGUCCUGGUCCCCUUCAGGACAAAUUCCAAGUUGCUGUUUGGCUUUUGAAUAUAACUAUGCACCAAAUGUGAGAGACUCCAUUAUACCUGGAGGCAGGAGGGAGAAUGUGAUAUCCUGGUGUGGGACAGGGAAAGUGAGUUUCUUUAUCCUGUAAGCUCUCUGUCAGCAGUCCUGCCUCUGAUGUGUGUAUGCAUGCAUGUGUACUUUUAUUUUUACAUGAACACCAAUUGCUCUAAUUAGGAGGGAGGAUUCUUUUAUUUUAAUAUGCUAAAUCAUUCAAUUAAUUACUUUAAUAAAAUGACAGAUGAACUGUGAAAUUCACUGCCAUCUGCUCCAGUACAAUCCAGUAUCACUGAUACAAAGGUAUCUGCCUUCAGAUAAAACCUAGUGCUUAGAGUAACUACUCCAUUGAGUAAGUACUUGUGCCAUGUGGGUGUGUUGAUCCUUGUGAGCAUCUGUAACUGUUCCUCUUUCAAAGCUUUUGGUUUAAUCCAUGUGACUCUGUAUCAGCCAUUUUAUGAUCUACCAAGAACAGAUGUACAAAAAACCCCAUAUUGCUGUGUCUGGGGGUGUGUGACCCUGGGGUACGUAUUACAGAAGUUUACUGUGUAGUGCACCCUUUGGUGUAAAAACUCUCCCUGCCUGCCCGGGGAGAAAACAAUCCUGUGGCUCAGAUUGAGAUGGUUUGUUGUAUCAGGAGGGUGACACAAUAGGACGCUCUCUUUUUUUCCCUUCUCUUAUGGAAAUGUAAUUUGUUCUUUCUUUGUGUAGCUUCUCAAUCUGAAAUAAAAAUCAUGCCGAAUAAAA
Phalacrocorax carbo (great cormorant) is the source of this 11189-nucleotide messenger RNA. NCBI's taxonomy places the organism in Eukaryota, Metazoa, Chordata, Aves, Suliformes, Phalacrocoracidae. The record is from RefSeq and is a predicted model, not a curated record.